AUGUUGAAGGUGCUCCACGCGAAGGCUGUCGCCGAACCAAUCUUGCUGGCAACGACGUGCCACAACAUGGACCUAUUCGCCAUCGUCACACGCUCGUUGGUGGUUGUGUACCGCUCCACCACCCUCACCGUCGUGACGACGCUCCCACUUGUCAUGAAGGAUAAAGAGAUGGCGGUCUCCGCCUGCUGGUCACCAUCUGGACGGCUGCUUGCCGUCGGUCUGCAGUCGGGAGACUUGUAUCUUCUGGAUGUCGAGAGCGGCGAACUGAUACGGCGGUUUGUCCCACGUCAUGGCAUUGCACUGGCCAUCAAAUCCGCUCAUGCGAAGACGCUCUCUGGCAUUGCCGACACCCCCGCAGAAGACGACAGCAACAACAGAAGCGGUGAAGAAGAGGACGGCGGCGAAGAUGACAUAGAACGGGAUCCGCUGCGUCAGCCACCUAUUCUACCGAUCUCCGUGGAUGGGGCGAUUGUUGCCUGUACGUGGACCUCCUUUGCCCCACGUACACCAACGAUGCAUAGCCACAAUGAGUUGUGUUUACCCCUAAGCGCGACGAUCUCCUCACCAAUUUUUGAGGAGUUGGAGCGCCAAGAGGACAUACCUGUGCUGCUGGUGCUGGACCAGAAAGGUGGGCUGAGUUUCCUUCCUGGUGGUAUGCAGGAGGUGGGCGUUGUGGUGAUGAGCCUGCAAUGGCCGUUGGAUCCGUUUUGCAUGCGUGUUGAGGCAUUUUUUGUGGCCGCCACGCCGCCACCAGCACCAGGUGCUCAUAAAAAUGACAGCAGUGGUAUUUGGAGCGAGGGCGGGAGUACGGACUUCCACGCAGCGUAUCUUGUGGUGCGGGAAACAGGAGGGCAAGCUUCACCGCGCCCCUUCUCGCAAGUUGUACGCAUUCACCUUUCCGACACCAUUGCACGCGUGACGGAUCGCGAGGCAGUUGCUCUCUGCUCCAUCGUCGAAUAUUGUCGCAUGGGGAAGGUAUCUUAUCAGUUUGUGCGAAAACGAUGGGAAAGUCUCAUUUGUGCAGUUCGCAAGGAUUUAUUGUUGCCGCAGAACGCCCUCCUGCUUCGCGAUACACUCAUGGAAGAUAUCGCGCAGCCGCCUUUGGCGGAGGUGACAGCGUAUUUUGAGAGAGUGGACUUGGAGGCACUGGUGAAGGACACCGAAGAGCUUUCGAGGCAGUUUGCGCAUCUCGUGCUGCAGGUCUCUAACGUUGCCUACCGCUGCUACGAUCUUGCCCUGCACCUGUCACAGGCUCACUCCAGCGACCGGCAGCGCCAGUGUAUGUUGAUGGACGUCAUUGGUGGGCUAAGGCAACGGUGCAGCAAUUUUCUGCGGCAAAUGCGGCUUGAGCUGGAGCGAGAAAAGGAUCUCGUGCACUGGGUGCUACAUCGCGCCGCACCCACGGGAACCAGGCCGUUCACUUCUCUCCCCUCGCUGCGUGCGGCGCGACACCCGUCUUUGCUGCGCACUCUUCACCACAUUGCGCGUGGGGAGUCCACGGUGUUUUUUCUUGCCGAUGAAGACAUUGCGCGGGGCGAAGAGGAGUUGUCGUACAUCGUCAAGGGGUGUUUGAUGGGCAGCAGGGAAACUGUUGCUUGCCUUGUGCCGCUGCUGGAUGACAUUGCCGCCGAGUCGAUCCUCCAGCGGCAGUGCGAGGUGCUCGUGACAGAUACGGCAGUGGCGGGGGUGGAGAGCGUGCAGCUGCACGCUGUGACAGUCACACAGUCGCACCCGUGCCAACCGAUCAUGGCUAUCUACGCACUGGAGCCGCGUGGCAAUGCGGGGCUUUGCUUCGUGACACAACACGAAAGUCCGGCGGUGGAUGUUGCGCCCUUGCGGCUUGCCGAGGCAAAAGCCACCCUUCUGUGGAGUGGUGUUGUGGACGAUGGGGGGCGCCGUGUGGUUCUGUGGGAGCGAGCGGCUGCCUCGGUUGAGUCGGCGGACGCCACAUUGUUGGUUGCUGUGGUAGAUGAAGCGGGCGUUGUUGAGGUCGCCGCAAAUGCUGGGGAGAACGACAGGGAGGAGGAGGAUGAGGAGGAGGAGGCCAGAAGUGCAGCGGAAGGAGAAGCAGAGCUCCACUACGCCGUGUUGGAGAUCAAAGGCAUUUCCACGCGUCACUUGCGGGCCUCUGUGAGUCGGGUGCGUGGCUUCGGUGUGUUUUACGCGAAGGAACGCUUUGUUGUGGUGGAUUUCAAAUGCGGCUUUAGAAGGGUGGUGAUGGGGUUGAGCGACGGAUAG
Trypanosoma rangeli is the source of this 2238-nucleotide messenger RNA. RefSeq names its product putative cell division cycle protein. Gene Ontology annotation, cellular component: nuclear periphery; anaphase-promoting complex. Gene Ontology annotation, biological process: anaphase-promoting complex-dependent catabolic process; positive regulation of mitotic metaphase/anaphase transition; protein K11-linked ubiquitination. Gene Ontology annotation, molecular function: protein binding. NCBI's taxonomy places the organism in Eukaryota, Euglenozoa, Kinetoplastea, Trypanosomatida, Trypanosomatidae. The transcript has a single exon. The record is from RefSeq and is a predicted model, not a curated record. Bases 1 to 2238 code for a protein of 745 amino acids.